CUCAAAACCCAGUUGCCAUUUCUCUUUUUUUCUUUCUCCACGAUGAAAGAGUAUUGGACUUCUUUGGCUUCAUUGUUGGGCGUUUUAGCCUUUUGCCAGAGCCUCCUUCAAGUCAUAUUUCCACCGGAGCUCAGGUUUGCUUCUUUGAAAUUUCUCAAUCGUGUGUUCCAACUCUUCUCUUCUUACUGCUACUUUGACAUCACGGAAAUUGACGGCGUCAACACCAACGAGCUCUACAACGCCGUCCAGCUCUACCUUAGCUCAUCUGUUUCCAUCACCGGCAACCGUCUGAGCCUCACUCGUGCUCUCAACUCCAGCGCCAUCACUUGUGGCCUCUCCAACAAUGACUCCAUCGUCGAUACAUUCAAUGGCGUGAUGGUGCUCUGGGAGCACGUCGUCACUCAGCGGCAGGCGCAGACCUUCUCAUGGCGGCCAUUACCGGACGAGAAAAGAGGGUUCACUCUUCGGGUCAAGAAGAAGGACAAACCCUUGAUUCUUGAUUCCUACCUCGAUUACAUAAUGGAAAAGGCGAACGAAAUCCGGCGGCUGAAUCAGGACAGGCUUCUGUAUACGAAUUCCCGCGGUGGGUCUCUGGAUUCAAGGGGGCAUCCGUGGGAGUCUGUGCCGUUUAAGCAUCCGAGUACAUUCGAUACAUUAGCCAUGGAUCCUGUGAAGAAGAAGGAGAUCAUGGAUGAUCUCAAGGACUUCGCCAGUGGGCAGUUGUUUUAUCAGAAGACGGGUCGGGCCUGGAAGAGGGGUUACCUCCUGUACGGACCGCCUGGAACCGGGAAAUCCAGCAUGAUCGCGGCCAUGGCUAAUUUCUUGAGUUAUGACAUCUACGAUCUGGAAUUAACGGAAGUGCAUAACAAUUCCGAGCUGAGGAAGUUGCUGAUGAAGACAAGCUCGAAAUCCAUCAUCGUCAUUGAAGACAUUGAUUGUUCCAUCAAUUUAACGAACAGGAAGAAAAACAGCCAGAGCACCAAGAACUACUAUGACCCCGAAGUGCGAUGUGGGUCUGGUUCUGUUUGCGGUGAAGAUGGAGGGAACUCCAUAACUCUCUCCGGGCUGCUGAAUUUCACUGAUGGGUUGUGGUCUUGCUGUGGCAGUGAGAGGAUUUUCGUAUUCACUACGAACCACAUUGAGAAGCUGGACCCUGCAUUACUGAGGAGUGGGAGAAUGGAUAUGCACAUCUACAUGAGCUACUGUUCGUACCCUUCAUUGAUGAUUCUUCUGAAGAACUAUCUGGAGUACGAUGAGGCGAAGUUAAAUGAUGUCAUUUUGAAGGAACUGGAGGAGGUUGUGGAGAAGGCAAAUAUGACUCCGGCAGAUGUCAGUGAGGUUCUUAUCAAGAACAGGAGGGACAAGGACAAAGCAGUACGGGAAUUAUUGGAGGCAUUGAAGAUUAGAGCAGGGAGGAACUUGAAAAGAGAAAAGAACCCUAAUGAGGUGGAAGAGGAAGAGCAGGAGAAGAGAGCUUUGGAGAGUCCUAAAGAAGGGAGUGAAUUUGAGGCGGAAACUUGCAGUAAAGAGGAAGAGGAAGAAGAGAAGAUGAAAUGAAAGCAAGCCCAAAAAAUAUGGUGAGGAAGAAGGCAAUUUUCUCCUAUGCAAGUCAAAUGAUUUAAUUUUGUUAGUGGGGAAAUGAGAAGAAAAAGAAAUUGUUAGGAAAUCGGGCCGUAUUAAAUUACUCAUUAUGUUUGAUAUAAAUCUAUCUUAUUGAGUAGUUUGAUAAUGAAAAUAAUUUUUAUAU
This is a messenger RNA of Rubroshorea leprosula, 1747 nucleotides long. The record is from the annotation of a GenBank genome assembly. NCBI's taxonomy places the organism in Eukaryota, Viridiplantae, Streptophyta, Magnoliopsida, Malvales, Dipterocarpaceae.